Myotis daubentonii (Daubenton's bat) is the source of this 2156-nucleotide messenger RNA. It is a transcript of the gene TAFA4, whose product is annotated as TAFA chemokine like family member 4. Gene Ontology annotation, molecular function: receptor ligand activity. Gene Ontology annotation, biological process: phagocytosis; macrophage chemotaxis. Lineage: Eukaryota; Metazoa; Chordata; Mammalia; Chiroptera; Vespertilionidae. The record is from RefSeq and is a predicted model, not a curated record.
CGCGCGCUGCCCUGGACGGGGCGCCCCGCCGCGCGGUUGCCUGCGGGCUCCGGGCGGAUCGCUGCCGCCGCCUCGGGAGACGCGCGUUGGCUUUGACUCGGCAGUUUCGGACGUGUCUUCCCAGAGACGCGGGAACUUUCCGUCCAGCGAGCCCGGAGCGAGGGGCGGCCGCGGGGAGGCGGCGGCGGCGCGGAGGUCUUCCAAGCUAAGAUAACUAUCUGGAACUGCAGAAAUGGUUGGUCCUCUCUACAAAUGGGAAUUGUAGUCACUCCGAAAUACAUCCUGAAAUAAUUGUUUCCCUGGAACCAGAACUUAUGAAGUGUCCAAGGAUGAGAGUUUCUGGGAAGGCAGUCUGGCCACCGCACUGGCUCUUUCUGGCCUCCGUGUUGAUCAUCUGCUGUGAGUUGAUGUCCGCCUCCAGCCUGCACCCCUGGGGACUCGCAGGUCAGCAUCAUGUCAAGCAGGGGACCUGUGAGGUGGUUGCUGUGCACAGGUGCUGUAACAAAAACCACAUAGAAGAGCGAUCACAAACAGUCAAGUGCUCCUGCUUCCCAGGACAGGUUGCUGGCACCACUCGGGCUCAGCCUUCCUGUGUUGAAGCUUCCAUCGUGGUUCAGAAGUGGUGGUGCCACAUGGAUCCCUGUUUGGAAGGAGAGGAUUGCAAAGUGCUGCCAGAUGACUCAGGUUGGGCCUGUAGCAGUGGCAAUAAAGUCAAAACUACAAAGGUCACCCGGUAGCAAAGGGAGGUGUGCGUCCAUCUGGAGGAGCAACAGCCAGCAGAGCUUCUUGCUUGGAUCACCAUCCGGCCUCGUUGUGGGAAACUGUCUUGGAUUUCAGCAGCUUCAUCUGGGCCUAUGUGUGCUGUGAGGAGUGCACUCCGUUUCCUGCCCCUGUCCCCUCUCUGCUUCAUCAUUUUGUUACAUGGAAUAGUGACAGGGGCUGCUGCACGUGACAGCCCGCUGGAGCUCCGGAACGCACCUCCAUGGAGCCCGGGGAAACGAGGAAUGCACCAGCCGCGGAAUGGGCCGGCCCGGGAGGACUAGCGGCCUUUACAAAGGAAUGUGGACAUAGGUUCCGCUCGGCCUCCUCUUUCCUCUUUGACCUGUUCUGUUAGCGUUGCAUUAAAGUGGUUUGAAAGGGAUCUAGGUAGCAAAAGCUAUUUGCAGAUGUAGGUUAAUGAACACUGAUUCACUAGUGACGGAGACUUAUUUUAUAAACCUUGAAGAAUAGCAGGGCUUGCUGGGGUUAUUGUGUGUGCAUUUUAUUUUCACUUUUGAUGAUUGAAAUGUUUUCUAUUUUAAGUUAGAUCAGCAGAACUGAAAUGUGGGUACUUUAACUUCAAUGCACCAUUGUGCUGAGUGCUAAGGAAGCAUAGCUACUCUGAUGUUUUAUUGCCAAAGCUUUAUUGUGACAUAUUCACAAAAGAAAGAAAACCUCCCGGGCUUUGUAUGGCUAAUGUGUAGUCACAGAGGUAAACCAUUUAAACCGGUGUGGCUCAGUGGUUGAGCAUCGACCUAUGAACCAGGAGGUAACAAUUCGAUCCCCGGUCAGGGCACAUGCCCAGGUUUUGGGCUCGAACCCCAGUGGGGAGCGUGCAGGAGGCAGCUAAUCAGUGUUUCUAUUACUCUAUCCCUCUCCCUUCUUUGAAAUUAAUAAAAAUAUAUUUCAAAAAAUAAAAUAAAAUGUGAAAUAGUCUCUGUUUAGAUCCAGAGUGACUUCUGAGAUCCAACUUGUCAUUCAUAUUAAACUAUUUUAACUCCUAGACAGGCAUCUUGAAAUGCUGAAUUUUUAGACUUUAAGCGAUUUACUCUUAACAUAGCUCUUCCCUUCCUUGUUAGUAAUUUUAUUUCUUUAAUUGGAAGUAAAAUCUGAUUCAUUUUUUUCUGGUUUGAUGAUUUUGCAGCAGUCGUGUCCCCACAUAUUCCCAGAAGCUGUUGUGUGGAAACAGACUGCAGAUAAAAGAACUGACCCAGAUUUUAAAUGCAUAGUGUUAUAAGAACACAUACUACUGUAAUAACACUAGAGGCCAAGCGCACGAAAUCGUGUGGGUAGGGUCCCCAGGCCUAACCUAUGAUCAGGGCCAUCUUCUGCCCAUUUGCCAGUCCCCAGGCCUAACGCCGCCUCCGCUGCCUUGGCGGGUAGGUCGCGGGCGUGCC